UCACUAAACCACCAGAUAAGUUUUUUUAUUUAUGUUGUUGGCUGACCUGUUAGUGAACUCGACGUCAUGUGACAUUUGCGUUCUGUCAAAUUAUUCAUAACUGUCCUUUGUUGUGGGUUGUGGGUGCAUAACAAAAGUGUUGCAAUUUUUAUGCAUAUUCUUCGUGACUGAAAGCAUAACAUUUGCGUAAAUGUGCACCUAGCGCAUCUUUACAACCAUCUUUCACGUGGUGCCAUAGUCGCAUACCAAAAUGUACGAUCUUUGAGUGACAAACAGAAAUUCGUUCGAGCAUAAACAGAACGCCCUAUGUGCGUGAAGUAGUCUCAAUUCCGGUUAUUUACACCCACGUUCUAGCAAAAUGUACAGCCAUCAUUCUGGAUACAGAAGAGAAUACAGGCGACCGCCUUCAAGCAAUUUCACAUAUGUUAGCCCUUGCGUUAAAUAUCUGAUAUUCAUUCUGAACUUCGUUUUUUGGUUAUUUGGAGGAUUGCUGAUUGGCAUUGGUCUCUAUGCAUUUGUUGACAAAUGGCAAUUGACUGGAUGGGUAAAAUUGGAAAAUGUCUACGAUGUGAUUCUAAAUAUAUCUUUGGUUAUGGUGAUAAUGGGAGGAGUAGUGUUUAUCGUAAGCUUUGCCGGCUGUGUAGGAGCACUUAGAGAGAAUACCUGUUUGCUCAAGUUUUAUUCUCUCUGUCUCCUGAUAUUCUUUUUGUUGGAGAUGGGAAUCGCGAUAGUUGGAUUUAUAUUCCCACACUCAAUGCAGUCAGUUUUGGAGGAGAAUUUCACAGAUAACAUAAUUCGUACUUAUAGGGAUGAUCCUGAUCUACAAAACUUCAUUGAUUUUGCACAACAAGAGUUUCGUUGCUGUGGUUUGAGUAAUGAUGGAUUUCUGGAUUGGUCGAAGAAUGAAUAUUUCAACUGCAGUUCACCAAGCGUUGAACACUGUGGUGUGCCAUUUUCUUGCUGUAUAAACGCCACAGAUCUUAGCUCAAGAUUAGUGAACAUCAUGUGUGGCUAUGGGGUGCAAACCCUUUCGGUGGCUGAGGCUAGCAAGAAAGUGUGGACAUCAGGCUGCAUAGACAUAGUGCGUUCGUGGGCAGAACGCAACCUGUAUACCAUCGCGGGCAUAGCACUGGCGGUAGCGUUAUCCCAGCUGUUCGUCAUCUAUCUAGCAAAGACCCUGGAGGGACAGAUAGAUCUGCAGAAAUCGCGGUGGGCUAGUUGAAACAUAGGAAAGGUCUGUAGGUAUGAGGUGUUGCCAUUCUAAGCGACCAUAGCGUCUACUUUUACUCCCAUACAGUCGUACGGUCGGUAUGGUAACCUCGGCUUACAGUGAAGCUUUUUUUUACGGUCUGGAAACUGACCUCAAGCUUGUCACUGCAGUCGCCCACAGUUUGACAAAGUGAUUUUCCCAAAAUUAAAAUGAAUUCGGCUACGGGAAUGUAUUCUUAGCUUGAAAACCUUGGGAUGAAGAAUUAUGAAAUGGGUGAUAUUUUCAAAACAUUUUUUGAAUUUUGAACUAAAGGAGGUAUUGCUCAUAAUGUGCUUCUCUGGAAUAAGAUGACUGAAGAAAUGCACCGAAAAAGUGACUGUAUGGGUGUACACCGUAUUUGGUCAAGUAUCUAUCUCUCUCUAAUUGUGUGUCGGCUAAGGUAGUUGUUGAAAUUUUGGUGGUGGAUCUGAGUGGCGUUCCUCCUUAAAGUGAUUAUAGUUAGUAUUUAUAGACUUAUACAAGAAAAAAGUAUGGAAACAUCAGAAAAAUGGUGAACAAAGUUGUAAGGUUUAUCGUCUAUUGAUGACCUUGACAAUUUAUUCAAGAUCAUUUAAAGGUUAAAAGUGCGUUCUUAUAUGGAGACCUCUAUUUUUGACAGCUGAAACGCAAAAAGGGACAUUUUGCAUUCAAGUAAGACCUUAAAACUUUCGAGGCCAUUGCAUGCAGGAGGUAUGGAAAUGACAAAAUAUCUCGAAAAAUAUCCUUCCCAGAGAAUAAUGUUGCAGAACAAAGUUGUGACGUGACAUGGUUUCACAAAAGUUUCCUCUAUGAAAUAUAUUUUUCGACAUUACUUGAUGUUUUCAUACUCUCUGGGCACCCUAUAUGUUUCUUUUUCUGUCAAUUCAUCCAACUGCUUGAUGAAAUCGAUGAUGUCGCAGAUACUACUUCGUCGUGUAGAUUUUUGAUAAUGGUCAAUUUUUCUUCUAGUUCGUUUGUUAAAUUCUCGUAUCAUUAUGGCAGGUACAUUGAAAAAAGCAAAAUAACCCAGCACUUCAUCUGUCAUUAGGACAGGUUUAAAGUAUCAAAAAUGGAUACGACAUCAAAGGGGCCAUGAGAAAAAGUAACCAUUAUUGCAGCUCAUCUAUUUCACUGUUGCAGUGGUCGAUUCUGAUAAUAGAUGGCGCUUUGUGCUGUCUUGUUUCAAUAGACAGUAUAUAUUUCAUAUUGAAGAGCUUUUGGAGGGUGUCAUAAUCAGUAACAUGUUCCACCGGCAUAAGUUUGAUGGCAACCAUAGUUCUCUGCCAAGAAAUGUGUUUUCGUGAUUGCCCUCGUUUUGAUGGCUCAUGUUUGAUGUAGUCUAAUGGUAGAAUAUCCUUCAACGUUGGUGAUACUUACUUGAGUAUAAACUGUGGCAUAGUCUAAGUUUGUUCUUCUUUGGAAUGUGCAUUAUUGAAAACGAUUCGUUCUUGUAUCCUGUAUUUUUUUUGUGGACGAAAUUUUUUGAUUUUAUUUGGCAUUAAAUUAAUAGCCAUAUGAUAACACUGUGUGUGCAUUACAAAAUUAUAUUUAUAUACAGGCUGUUAUUUAAGUAUGUCCCAUAAAUUUAACAGAGGAUUCUUUGAGUAAUUUCAAGACUAUAUAAACAUAGGUACGAAAAUUCUUCGUUCUCAAGAUACAGGGUGAUAAAUUAAAAAAAUGGUUUUUCGUAAAUAUCUUAAAUAUCCUUUACCUAAUUUUGUGGUAAUUGUAACAUUAAGGGUUUAAUUUAGCCCUGAAUUGAUAAAAUUUAGUCCAGUGCCGUUUCGAGCGGGCUAUGAACGAAUAUUCACGACCAAAAAAAUGUACGCCGCUGUCUUUUUUAUUUGUUGUUACAUA
Molecule: messenger RNA, 3085 nt
Organism: Acanthoscelides obtectus
Lineage: Eukaryota; Metazoa; Arthropoda; Insecta; Coleoptera; Chrysomelidae
Source: the annotation of a GenBank genome assembly